AUAUUAUGCGAAUAUUGCGAAGAUUCAGGUUCAAUUCCAUUAGAUUUAAAGCAAACAAUAAAAAAAUUAAUGAAAACAGAAAACAGUUUUAAAAAUAACGAAGAAUUUAAAGUUAUAGAAAUGGGAAACCAUAUGUUAAAUUAUCAUUGUAAUGAAGGUAUAUUAUAUAUGGCAUUAAUAAGUAAAAGUUAUGAUGUAAGACUUUGUAAGAUGUAUUUGGAAGAUAUUUAAGGUGGAUUUAAUGAUGUAAAAUUAUUUAAAGUUUUACUUAUGUAAUAUAAUUAUUUAAAUUAAAGGAAAUUAAAAAUUAUUAUGGAAGUACAGGUGGAAUCGAUUAUUUUUCUAAAAUUUCAACAAUAGAAGAAAGCUAUAAAUUUAUUAAAUUUGACAGAUUUAUAAAAAAGAAAAAAUAAGAAUAUUAAGAUUAGAGAUCAAUUACUAAUACAGAAAAGCUUAAAAAUGAUAUUACUGAAUUGAAUAAAAUAAUGCAUUAAAAUAUUGAUUUAUUAUUAAAUAGAGACAAUUAAUUAGAUAGUAA
Ichthyophthirius multifiliis is the source of this 538-nucleotide messenger RNA. RefSeq lists its product as hypothetical. NCBI's taxonomy places the organism in Eukaryota, Ciliophora, Oligohymenophorea, Hymenostomatida. The transcript has 3 exons. The record is from RefSeq and is a predicted model, not a curated record.